CUGUCUCUCUCUGUCUCUCUAGUGAACACAUACACAAAAAGCUCUCUCUCGAAAAACUUGAGCGGAGAGGGUUAUAGAUAUGGCGGCCAUUAGGAUGGGAAAGCUAACAACCUCACCUGCAGGUCUAAUGUACACAUCUCUAAGUGUAUAUGUGGCCAAAGAAGAGGAACCCAGAAAGCAGCUAGUGAAACCAGAGCAGCCCCCCAUAUAUACUGUGCCACCUCUCCAAUCUAAAUGUGUUGAAGAGCAGCCUGGUCGUUUACAAACAGGCUUUGCUUCCAUCCGCACUACAACUAGUCGUGAUAUUGGCUGGUGCAAGGGUGUUUAUAUCUUUGUGAAAAAUGGGAUAAUGGAUACAGUACAGUUUGGAAAAGAUGCAUAUGUCUAUCUGAAGAAUCCUUCUCGAGAUUUUCUUCCGAAAAUGGGAGUGAUUACUGUUUCAGGAUUGGUGGGCUUUGUUUCAGCAAGAAAAGGACCUAGGUUCAAGAGAAUUGCUUAUCCACUGGGACUGGCCACUUUAGGAGCAACUGUUUGCGAUCCUGUUCAGUCAGUAAUAACUGCAAGGGUAACCGGAAAAGCGUAUGAUACAAGUCAGCAAAUUUAUGAAGCAAUUAGAUCAUUGCGGACAAAAAGAAACCAAGAAGAGUCAUUUCCUGAACUUAAAGAAAAAACUAAGCUAGGAAACUCGGCUGAAAUAGAAACACCUGCAGAAACAACUCGUCUCCUGAAAGAUUCAAUGCCUUUGCCAGGAGAACUCAGCUCCGAAAUAAAGACCAAAUCAGAAUCAAUCUCGGGUGCGACACUGUUUAUGCCUGACCGCAAGCUCGUGGAUCACGGGCAAUCCCAUCCAGAAGAUGUGGACAUGUACAGUACUAGAAGCUGAAAACGACUGCAUAGAGACUGCACAGACAACUACAGGAUGUGUGAAGCUGCAAAUGAUGAUGAAAAAAAUCAUGUAAGGGGUAACUGCCAUGUAGAGUGUAGCUAAAGUCUUUCCAUUACAUUUUCAAAUAUAAAGUUUGACCAAUCACAUAUGUGAUUAAAAUACAAGCUAUUAAUACAAUCCAAAUAAUAUGAACUGAUUGAUGAGGAGACACAGGU
Messenger RNA from Tupaia belangeri chinensis (Chinese tree shrew), 1101 nucleotides. Its product is annotated as MICOS complex subunit MIC27. Gene Ontology annotation, cellular component: MICOS complex. The transcript has a single exon. The coding region runs from base 80 to 883 and encodes 267 amino acids. The record is from RefSeq and is a predicted model, not a curated record. Gene Ontology annotation, biological process: cristae formation. Lineage: Eukaryota; Metazoa; Chordata; Mammalia; Scandentia; Tupaiidae.